GUCAUUUCAAUCCAAAUUCCGGCGGCACCGCCUUUUUCGUAUCGUAAUUUGUUUCGGCCUCCACGUUUCGUCUAGAUUGUGUGAAAAACAUUAAUCAUGCUUAUUUAUAUUGCGUUGUUCCUGUUUGUCGUAUGUGCCUUAGGACUUGUUGUACAUUUUUCAUUAGAUAAAAAAGUUGUUUACAAGGAUUUGAGAGGUAAACAUGUAGUCGUAACUGGUGGAUCAAGUGGAAUAGGCAAAGCUGCUGCAGUGGAAGCAGCCAGACUGGGAGCUCAUGUAACAGUUAUCGGUCGUGAUGUAGCAAAACUUACUGCAGCUGUAGCCGAGAUAAACGCCAACUGCUCCGAUAAAACUAACCAAAAAAUUCAGUAUGCGGCUCUAGAUGUAACCUCUGAUUAUAAAGCUAUAGAACAAUGCUUUGCUUCGAUAGAGGAGAAACAAGGUCCUAUAUUCAUGUUGGUUAACUGUGCUGGUAUGUGCAUAUGUGGCCAGUUUGAAAAAAUGGAAAUUGAUGCCAUAAAACAAAUGAUUGACUUGAACUACUUUGGUACCGCCUACCCUACCCGGUAUGUUUUACCAGGAAUGAAGAAAAGAAAUGAAGGUCUUAUUGUAUUUGUGAGCUCAGAAGCUGCUUUGGUUGGUAUAUAUGGAUACAGCGCCUACAGUGCUGGCAAAUGGGCCGUCCGUGGCUUAGCAGAGUCUGUGAUUAUGGAGCUUGUGGGCACCAGCGUAAGGUUGACAAUAGCUUUCCCACCUGACACUGACACCCCUGGCUUGAAGAAUGAGGAGCUCACAAAACCAGAAGAGACCAAACUUAUAUCGGGAACUGCUGGCCUGCACUCAGCUGAGGAUGUUGGCAAACAAAUGAUUCAUGAUUCUCUUGUUGGCAAGACCUAUUCCGUAUACAGCCUUUCUGGUACACUUCUAACAACUCUGUUUGGUGGUUCCAUAGAGAAUGGUUCCCAAGUAGCACUGCAAGUGUUCUCAAUGGGAUUUUUAAGAAUCAUCAUGGUUGGCAUCUUAUUAUCUUUUAACAAAAUUGUAAGAGAUGGUCUUAAAAAGAAGACUGAUGUUAAAAGCAAAUAAAAUGUAUAUUUAUAUAAGCCACAUAUUAUUUGCUUGACCUCUUGUAUGUUGCUAGUUAUAAAACAAUAGAAAAUCAAUCUGUCUUGCAUAUUGCAGUCAAACAUACAAUGGGUAAUAAAUAAAUGUUUUAUAUAAACAUUCAACAUAUAAUGUUGCUUACAAACUAUGCCUUACAUUAUUAAAAGUACAUAAUCUAUAAUCUUAGUUAAUCAAAGUCAUAAAUAUAGUACUUAUUAUUUUUGUCAGUUUGUAGAGUAAUCAUUUUAUUAUAAUGAGCAAUAAUUUUAAUUUGGAUAUUCAAUUUGAGUAUGUGUCAUAUGUGGCUUAGAAACUGCAAUGUCUUAUGAACUUUAAACAGAUUAAUAAAUUGUUGUAAUGCCAAAAAAUCUAACCACCGGAAAAUAUUACUAAUUGCUAUGGAAAAUAUUACAAAAUACUUGUUCUAUACAAUUUCUAAUAAUCAAAAAUAAUAUUUUUAUAAGUUUUUUUUUUUCACUUUUAUUUUUUAAGAGAUAACAAUAUUCAUAAUUGAACUAAGUCAUAUUCAUAACAGUAUUAAGUACACAAAUAUUUUAUUAAGGGAUCAAUAAAUGCAUUUUUGGGAUUAUAA
Molecule: messenger RNA, 1696 nt
Organism: Helicoverpa armigera (cotton bollworm)
Lineage: Eukaryota; Metazoa; Arthropoda; Insecta; Lepidoptera; Noctuidae
Gene: Kdsr
Product: 3-ketodihydrosphingosine reductase
Exons: 3
Coding region: 97-1086 (329 amino acids)
Biological process (GO): sphingolipid biosynthetic process
Cellular component (GO): endoplasmic reticulum membrane
Molecular function (GO): 3-dehydrosphinganine reductase activity
Source: RefSeq, a predicted model, not a curated record